Messenger RNA from Monascus purpureus, 399 nucleotides. The record is from the annotation of a GenBank genome assembly. Lineage: Eukaryota; Fungi; Ascomycota; Eurotiomycetes; Eurotiales; Aspergillaceae.
AUGUCGUACUCCCAAACAUACUCUCGUGGUUCUCAAGGAUACUACUCUCAGGGAUACUCCCAAGGCUCCCAAGGAAUCUCCCACGAGAGUUCCCCGAGUACAUCUUCCGGGGGAGAUCACAAAACUGCUGCUCCAAAUUAUAAUGAACCCAAGUCACGAAUGCUCAAAGCCGAUCCCAACAUCGCCCUCUACGAAGACCAGCCAGUGGCACUUAUGAGUAGAUCCUCUUCGAAUACAUUCUCCUUGCGGUCGAUGCAACAUAAGGACCGGGAGGGCAAUAUCAUCACGGACCCGGAUCUCUCCAACCCAACCCGUCAUCGGUUCGAACGGCCCCUUGACACCAUCCGAGGUUUUCACAAGGCUAUCGAAGAGCAGAGUCGGCACGUGUCGUUUCGGUAG